AUGUCCGCCAACGCCCAUCUGUCGGGCCCUGCAUUCGCCCACAUCCCCCCAUGGGUCCUCCCCAAGCUACGGCCCAUGGCCAUUGAGAAGAUCCAGGCCGUGUUCGACUGGGUAGAAAACGAAUGCAUCCCCCGCGAGCACAUCAUGGAGGCCCAGCUCGAGGGCAACAAGUGGGCCAGACCGCCUGUGAUGCUCGAGCUGAGGGCCAAGGCCAAGGAGAAGGGCCUCUUCAACCUCUUCCUCCCUCACCACUUCAAGGAGAGCCCUGGGCUCACGCACCUGGAGUAUGCCUGCUGCGCGGAGAUCCUGGGCCGCUGCUACUGGGCCUCCGAGACGGUCAACAGCCACGCGCCCGAGAGCGGCAACAUCGAGCUCCUGGCCAAGUUCUGCAACGACAAGCAGAAGGAGAAGUGGCUGAGGCCGCUGAUGGAGGGCACCGCGUCUUCCGCCUACAGCAUGACGGAGCCGGAUGUUGCGGCGUCCGAUGCUACGAAUGUUGGUAUUCGCAUCACCAAAGACGGUGACGAGUAUGUCAUCAACGGCCGCAAGAUAUACGGCAACUGCAUGUGGAACAAGGGCCUUGCGUUCUACAUCAUGAUGGGAUGUUCUGAUCCGGAGAACCCAAAUCCUUGGGAGCGGCACAGUACAGUCAUUGUACCUGCUGAUACGCCCGGCUUCACGCAAGUCAGGAAUCUCAACGUCUUGGGCUACUCGUGGGCACCAGAGGGUCAUGGAGAAUACACCCUGGAGAACGUCCGAAUCCCGGCAGAAAACGUCAUUCUUGGCCCCGGAAAAGGGUUUGCCAUUGCCCAGGGCCGGCUUGGACCCGGUAGAAUCCACCAUUGCCUGCGUCUUCUAGGUCAAUGUGAGCGAGCCAUUGAGCUGGCCAUCAUGCGUUGCAAUGAUGCACGAUUCAAGCCGAGAGGCAAGCUGAUCGGGGAGUUCGACUCCAACAUCGAGCGAGUCGCCCAGAUGCGGCUCGAGCUCGACGCCAUGAGGCAAAUCACUUACAACGCGACGGAGACGCUGGACUUCUACGCCCACGACGACAAGAUGCUCAAGUCUGCCGGCAAGAAGAGCAUCGCGCAGGCCAAGAUCCUCGUCCCAGCGACGGUCGAGAAGAUCAUCAACGAGUGCAUGCAGCUAUGGGGUGGCCAGGGCGUGACUAACGAGCACUCCCCGAUGCCCAAGCUCUGGGCGUACGCACGCUUCGUGCGUCUCGCCGACGGGCCGGAUGCGGCUCAUCGGCAUCAGGUCGGCCGGGACGAGAUGAAGAAGGCGGCGGAGAUUACUGAGAGGCAUAAGAAGUACAACGCUCUGGCUGCGUCGUUUGCCGAGCAGUAUGGGGAGAAGAUCAUUACAAUGCCGGAGGACUCGUUGUAA
Messenger RNA from Clonostachys rhizophaga, 1383 nucleotides. The record is from the annotation of a GenBank genome assembly. Lineage: Eukaryota; Fungi; Ascomycota; Sordariomycetes; Hypocreales; Bionectriaceae.